CACCAGACUUGAAAGAAGGCGAUAAACGAAACUGAACUUUUCCGGCGAUUUACCUGCGUCCCAACGUUUUGUUUUGCGCUAGCGAGCGUGAUACAAAAACAUACCAUUUAUAAGAAGAGAGUCAACUUCAUAGCCCUUGAUCACCAUGGCACAUUAUAGAGCUCCUGACUCCAAAAGGGAACAGUUCCGGAGAUACUUGGAGAAAACUGGUGUUGUUGACAGUCUUACCAGUGUUUUAGUGGCUUUGUAUGAACAACCUGAAAAGCCCAACAAUGCCCUGGAAUUUGUGAAGCAGCAUCUCAAUUCUGGGGGUCAGUCGUCAGCCGACUCUGAGGCUCUGCAGCAGGAAGUGAUUCACUUAAGGCAGAGGUGUGCUCGUCUGGUAGAGGAAAACAAAGAGCUUAAAUCAAGGCUCAAUGAACCUGAAGACGGCGCUUCAACUGAAAACUGACGCCGAGGUUACAGCAGCGUUUUGACCUAAAUAAUGUGGUAUUUGUUUAUUUUGUUCACUUGAACAUAAAGGCCAAUAAUUUGUAGGUACCUGGUUCUGUAAAUCUUAUUUUCUAAUAUGUUUCUUAGAGUUUAACUUAUUCUGUACAUGUAUGUAUAUAAGUUUGUUACUUGUUUGUUACGUCUUUAUCUUAACUAAGAAAACUCACUUCUAUACGACUGAAUAAGUCAGUUCUUAAGACAUAAGACAUCUAAUUAUUUUGGAGUGUCUGUAAAAGGAAAUAACAGAUAUGCUGUUAAUUUUAUUUUCUGUCAUAGUUAUAAACACACAUGCCUGCUGUCAUGGCAAUGUGUGACAAAGACACACUUUAUUUCCAAAGAUCUGCUGUAACUAAACAAUUGUUAAAUAAAGCACAUUCUUCCAAACA
Molecule: messenger RNA, 878 nt
Organism: Gymnodraco acuticeps
Lineage: Eukaryota; Metazoa; Chordata; Actinopteri; Perciformes; Bathydraconidae
Product: c-Myc-binding protein-like
Exons: 5
Coding region: 146-451 (101 amino acids)
Biological process (GO): regulation of DNA-templated transcription
Cellular component (GO): nucleus
Molecular function (GO): transcription coactivator activity
Source: RefSeq, a predicted model, not a curated record